This is a messenger RNA of Phymastichus coffea, 1464 nucleotides long. RefSeq lists its product as uncharacterized. The record is from RefSeq and is a predicted model, not a curated record. NCBI's taxonomy places the organism in Eukaryota, Metazoa, Arthropoda, Insecta, Hymenoptera, Eulophidae. Gene Ontology annotation, molecular function: nucleic acid binding; zinc ion binding. The coding region runs from base 1 to 1464 and encodes 487 amino acids. The transcript is spliced from 4 exons.
AUGGAGCCCAACGAGCGUCGCCGCCUUGUCACGGACCGUGGCCUCUGCUACAAUUGCUUAAGCAGCAGCCAUACCGCUCGCAGCUGCCCGUCAACAUCAUUCUGCCGAAAUUGUUCCGGAUCUCACCACACGCUGAUCUAUGACGGCGCCGUGACUCUCAGCGGCCUCGACUCGAGGAGGGAGAGCGUCCGAGCGCUGCUCGAUCCAUGCUCCGACGAUACGCUCGUCUGCCAUGCCAUCGCCCGACGCCUCAAUUGCAACCUUCGCCGUGUCAACGUUGGAGUCACGGGCGUAUUCGGUACCGUCAUAGACUCCGCUCGCUUCCAGACACUCAUCCGCCUCAUCGACCCAUCAACCAACUGUCACUGGAACCUCGACGCCCUCGUACUGCACACUAUCGGCAUUAUCACGCCGACAGAAACGCCGGAGGUCGCACUGACUCUCAUCAAGGACCGGCUGCUGCUUGCCGAUCCAUUCUUUUACGAGCCUCGAUCGAUAGACAUCGUGUUGGGCGCCGAUGCUUAUUACGUACGGAAUUCUUAUACGCUUACUGGAGCUAGCGAUCGCAACGCCGACCGUCGCUCCUCCAACAGUCAUGCGUGUACGUCCGCUCCGACUCAUCCUACCCCAGACACUGGCUACGAACAAUUGCUCAGUCUGGUCCAACGAUUCUGGGAGACGGAGAAGGUACCACACGCCCACAGGAUCUCGAUUGCCGACCGCGAGUGUGAGAAGUCAUAUACGAACGGCCACUCGCGGGACUCCACUGGACGCUACGUCGUCCCCCUGCCUGUCAAAGCCGAGUCAUUGGGUUCGCUCGGUGACGGACUGCCACAAGCUCGGGCAGCACUCACCUCACUACAUCGACGAAUGCUUCGAGAUCCUGACUUGCAGAUCCACUACAGGAUGUUCAUGAGCGAGUACCUCCAAUUAGGCCAUAUGCGACGUAAGGGUGACAAUGAACGCAAGCUGAGGGUAGUGUUCAAUGCCUCCAGACCCACUGUCACCGGCCGCAGCCUGAAUGACGCGCUCCAUGCAGGCCCGAAACUUCAAAGCAGCAUCUCGGACGUCCUCAGCCACUGGAGAAGGUAUAGGCACACCUUCUGCGCCAACGUCAAAAUGAUGUUUCAUCAGAUCCUCGUCGCUGACCAUCACGUGCACCUCCAACGCAACCUCUCGAGCGCUUCGGCAGACGACCCCCCGGAGCAUUAUGUGCUGCUAACUGUAAUGUAUGGCGAGACCUGUGCGCCUUAUCUUGCCAUCUGCAUCUUGAAGCAGCUGAGCGUCUACGACGACAACAAGUACCCGGACGCCGCCGACGCCAUAGAACGCGAGCUCUAUGUCGACGACUUUCUAAGUGGCGGACACGACAUCCCCUCAACGAAGCGACGCCGUCAUCAGCUCAUCACUCUACUAAAGGCGGACGGCUACGCCCUCAAGAAAUGGGUCGCCAACGAGCCUUAG